AGGAGAUGGUCAUGUAGCUGAACUGUUAAGUUGCGUUUAAUGCCAAGUUUACAUUGUAAUGGAGGUCCGACGGAAAAGCAGAGAAGUGUCGAAGCUUUAUUGUACUUAAACGAACACCGUUAUGGAUUGAAACCGAGCAUUUUGGUUUUAAGUUUUGCUAGUCCGAGUGCAGAACGAAUUCGGUUACGACGAACGGACUGUUAGCUAGAGUGCUAGCUAGUGUAAAAGUCGCUAGCUAGCGUUAGCUUCAGCUGGUAACAUGAGCAGUGUUUACCAGACAGAACUGGUUAUCUAUCCCGUCAAGCAAAGUUAAUCUAAGUGGGAAAAAAAAAAAAAAGCAGUUACCACCUGGACGGAUAUUUAUCUAAACGGAACCGGGGUAUAAACUCGACUCAGAGAAAUGGCGACUGGACGGUCCCGUGUUAUCUCGUCUUCGAAAGCCUGAAUGAAUAAGUGAAGCUGUGAGCUGGUCACUGUCGCCGGAGCAGAAUGAUUUAGCAGGGUGGCACCAGCAUCAUACAUCAAAAAGAGGAGGAGGAGGAGGAGGAAAGGGAAGAAGAUGGGGGUCAAUGCCUCCAGCUAUCCUAACUCAUGUUCCCCUCGAUUCGGGGGACAUUCACCCACUCAGCAGAGUUAUAUGGGCCCAUCCUAUGCAUCAUAUAGUUCUGGUGGCGAGUCCAAGCUCUACAGCCUGGAGCACUGCCCCGAGAAACCUCAGGACAAGAAGAAGAAGGGCUCGAGUCUCGCCACGCUCAAGCGCCGAUUCAUCAAGCGGCGGAAGGCCAGCCGCUCGGCCGAUCACGCUCGCCACAUGCGCGAUCUGCUCUCAGGCUGUGACGUGCGAGACGUCGCCGCCCUGGUGGAGGAGUACGAGGGCACGGCUGCGCUCAAGGAGCUCAACAUGCAGGCGGGCCUGGCCCGUCCUGAGGCGCGCACUCUCUCCCAGGACCUCGCCUCGCUCUACCAGCACAAACACUGCACGGACGUCGAGCUCGUCUUCCAGGACACUCGAUUCCCAGCCCACCGGGCCGUCCUGGCCGCGCGCUGCCCCUUCUUUAGGACUAUGCUGUCCUCCUCACCGGGUUACAGCGCCCAACUGCUGCUGGACGUUGGCACGGUGGGCAUGGAUGCUGCGAUGUUCUCCGCACUGCUGCGUUACCUUUACACAGGUGAGCUGGGCGCCGAAGACGCCCGUCUGCACAACAUGGACGUUCUGAUUCGGCUCAGCGAGGAAUUCGGCACGCCCAGCUCUCUGGAGACGGACAUGCGGGAACUGCGCCAGCGAAUGUGCUACUACGACUCCGUGCUUCGCUUCUCCUCGGACUCGGAGAUGGACGAGCCGUAUGGAGCCGAUACGAGCGCCGAGGAGGAGGAGCUGAAGGCCCAUAAGGCCGUUCUGGCCGCUCGCUCGCCGUUCUUUCGAAACCUGCUACAGCGCCGCGUGCGCUCAGCCGAAGAGGAGGCCACGCCCGCGCGCAUCGUCCUCAACGAGUCGAUUAUCCCGUGGAAGUACGCCGGCGUGGUCCUGCACUGCAUGUACACGGACGGGGUGGAUCUCGAGAGGGUGGUGCACUGCAGUCCUUCAGCAGGGAGUCUGGGCGAGGCUCAGGCGCUGGCGGCUGGGAGGGGAAUCAUGAGCAGGGCGGAGGAGGCCAUGGAGCUCUACCACAUCGCCCUGUUCCUCGAGUUCAGUAUGCUUGCACAAGGCUGCGAGGACAUCGUGGCGGAGAGCAUCUCACUGGACUCAGUGGUGGCCAUCCUAAAAUGGAGCUCGCAGCCCUACGGCUCCAAGUGGGUGUACCGGCAGGCCAUGCAUUUCCUGUGUGAGGAGUUCAGCCACGUGAUGACAUCAGACGUCCUGUACGACCUGGGUAAAGAGUACCUGCUCAGCGCCAUGCAGUCCGAUUAUCUGCAGGCCAGUGAACAAGAUAUUCUCAAAUACGUGGUGAAGUGGGGAGAGCACCAGCUCAUCAAGAGAAUGGCUGAUCGAGAACCCAACCUGUUGAGUGGCACAGCUCACAGUGUGAAUAAGCGUGGAGUGAAGAGGAGGGAUCUGGACGUGGAGGAGCUGAAAGAGAUUCUGUCCCCUCUGCUGCCGUGUGUGCGCACAGAGCACAUUCUGCCCACCAACAGCGAGGUCCUCUCCGACACGCUGAAGCGUGGGCUGAUCAGCACGCCGCCCUCAGACAUGAUCCCCAUAGUCGAGGGGGGGAAGGCCAACGCCUGGCUCAGGCAGAAGAGUGCAGGCAUCUACGUGCGCCCUCGACUCUUUACUCCCUAUGUGGAUGAAGCCAAGGCUGUUCUGGAUGAGAUGAUGGUGGAGCAGACAGAUCUGGUUAGGCUGAGGAUGGUUCGCAUGUCCAAUGUCCCAGACACGCUCUACAUGGUCAAUAACGCAGUACCCCAGUGCUGUCACAUGAUUAACCAUCAGCAGAUGAGUGGCAGCCAGACAACCCCACCCUCAGUGGUGGCCAAUGAGAUACCAGUGCCCAGGCUGGCAGUGGUUAAAGAGAUGAUACGCCGGUUGCAUGAGUUGCGGCACACAGAACAGGUACAGCGGGCGUAUGCGCUGAACUGCGGUGAGGGCGCCACCGUCAGCUACGAGCUGCAGAUUCGAGUGCUGAGGGAGUUCGGGCUGCCAGACGGAGCUGCAGAACUGCUUCAAAACCCGCACAAGUUCUUUCCGGACGAGCGCUUCGGAGACGAGAGUCCGGUCCUGGCCCUGCGUCAGUCUGCACGCUCUCGGGUCAACAGCAAUCCAGCGGUGGAGAACAUGUUCACAGACCUGCAGUCUAUGAUGGGCCUCCACCCGCCGCUGCCUCCACCGCCUCCGCCGUAUCACCCGCCCACAGCACAGCAGAUCAGAAGUGGCUGGAGGCCUCGAGUGGGCACCCAGCAAGCCGCACGCUCCUUCUCGUACUCCUGCAAUCACUCGCUGCUCCCCACACAGGCCUCCGCUAAAAUAGGCAGCCCUAUUUACCCCGCCACAGUGUCCAAGGCCGCGCCACCAGACUGUACCAACCCGCAGGGGAGGAGCCUCAACCCAAACAAAAAAGGACAUAUGGAGCCGGUCAUCAACGAGUUCAUGCCGGAUAUCGCCAUGGGGGUAUCAGCCAUGAGUCUGAAGGAUCGGCGCCUUCCCGAGGUCACCAUGGAGGUGGAGGGUCAUGACCCGCACUCUCACAUCUCCACGGCACCCACCAUCUCUCAGUGCUUCUCCAGCCGCCACCCGCACUCCUCCUCCCGCAAGCGGCACGCGGCCGAGCCCAAACCCGAAGGUCCUCAGCACACACACUUUCCCGACCUGUACGAGCUCUACACACACGGCCGGAACGAGGGCACGCACAGACUCCACCCGGCCCUGGGAGCCCAGUCGGGUCAGAGAGUCCAGCCUAAAGCAGAGACAGAUCUGACAUGUGGCCUUAGCCCCGAUUCUGAACCGUAUGACGAAUGGAACCCGUCUCGAAGGGCUGCUGCUGGGAUGGGAGAAGAGGCUGGUAGAGAGCGCAGGUCACCUAACAAACACGAGUACCUGUACAGGAAGUCCGCACUCUGACCUUUAGAGAAAGAAUGUUUCGUGCUGCAGGACUGCGCAGGUCCUGCACUGUCCACGCUCACUGGAUGAGCCACGCCGGACCUUUUUAACCAAGAACUCGAUGCACAAUCUGUUAGAUUUUGGUUCAUGCAUGAAUUUUAAAGCCUUAAAGGAGUGCUUGGUUAUGCUGGGUGCUAAGAGAGCAGAAGAUUCUAUAGAUUCUAGGUUUUCAAUGCUGUCAGAUCUCGAAGCAGCAUUUAGAAAACACAGAAUGCAUGGAUUAGAAGCUUGCAAGACCUGACUUGAUCUCUUAAAAAGAAUACACAUCUGGAGAUUAUUUGGCCGGAUAAAUACAGCUGUAAAAUCAUAAGCUUGUUUAUCGGAUAACCGUUGACUAUGGACGGCUAUUUGUUCACGGAAAUUGGCAAAAUCCCCAGUGCAUCCCUAGUGCGAAGGUACCAUUAACAAGGUGUAUACGUUUGGGUUUUAGAGAGACAUGCUGCCAUCAAGGUGACGUCUUCUGUCCGUGGUUAUUUCAGUCAUUUGCAUGCACAGAGCCACACCCUGAUCUCCUCCACUCCCUGUACAGGCGCCUUAGGCUACUAACCAGGGUACUUGUUGCACAGCGACGAAGACCCGGCCAGUCUUUUCCCACCCAGCAGACUUUUAAUGGCCAAUUUUGUCUGCUACAGGCACUGCCAAUUGUACUCGCUAGGGGGGCGCCCAGUUGACCGGUAGCAGUGCUGAGGUUUGAACUCGGGGAGAUUAGAAUCCCAGCACUGGUGUGAGCACUGGUGUGCUAGUGAAUUAUCCCGCUGCACCACCUGGGUGCCUUUCGUGUAUUUGACUAAAAUUAUUCAAUUAAAAUGUUACCAUGGAUAGAAGUUAAAACCCAACUACAGUGUAACAUAGCUGUCAUUAUUUACCACGUGUGCAGUAUCUACGUUUAGGAAAAGACCAACCCAUUGGUGUCACCCAUGGGAAAGCAUGUGAAAAGGACAUCAGACCUCUCCUAUAUAACUGAAUCUAACAGUACAGCUAUUUCUAAAACUUCUAGA
Messenger RNA from Trichomycterus rosablanca, 4593 nucleotides. RefSeq names its product BTB (POZ) domain containing 7 (gene btbd7). Gene Ontology annotation, biological process: morphogenesis of a branching epithelium. The coding region runs from base 560 to 3556 and encodes 998 amino acids. The transcript is spliced from 11 exons. Gene Ontology annotation, molecular function: protein binding. NCBI's taxonomy places the organism in Eukaryota, Metazoa, Chordata, Actinopteri, Siluriformes, Trichomycteridae. The record is from RefSeq and is a predicted model, not a curated record.